AUGUCGACGAAAACGACAACCACCACUGUGGUAGCCGGUCGGAACAGUGGGUCAGUUGUGUCGGGAGAAUUCGAUGUGGCCGCCUUUGAGCAGAAACUACGGGAUCUGAAGGAUACACAGGAGAGCAUCCAGCACCUGUCGGCCUGGUGUUUACAGCGGCGAGCGCAUCACAAAAAGAUUGUCACCAGUUGGUUGAACGUGCUAAAGCAGGUGAAAAUAGAGAGCCGGCUUACGUUAUUCUACCUGGCGAACGACGUGAUUCAGUAUAGCAAGCGUAAAAACUACGAGUUUGUUGAUAGCUGGGGAACGUACCUCCAAAAGGCCACCACACUGGUGCGCGACGAAAAAGUGAAGCACAAGAUACUGCGAAUCUUUAAGAUCUGGGAACAGCGAGAAGUGUACAACGAGGAGUUUUUGACCGAUCUGAACGGUCUCCUCAGUGUGACUACUCCUUCAGCUAAAAAACAACAACAGCAGCAGCAGCAACAGCAACAACAACAGCAACAACAGUCCAAACAUCAACACGAUUCUACGCAGCAUCAUCACCAUCAUCAUCACCACCACCAUCAUCACCACCAAUCGUCAUCGUCGGGAGCGACUGGCGCAACGCUCGCGACUGGCCCGACGAAGCUGGCCGAAACGAAAUCAGCCACUGCUAACGUGCAGUUGGACGCGGACGACUACCAGGCGUCCGUGUUGGUGGGAAAUGUGCGCGAUUGCGUAAAAUAUGAAGGCGAAACCGACCAGACGUUCAAGAGCCUGAAUAAGAAACCGUUGGUCGAGGUGGACGUGGUGAUGGGAUCGAUUAAGGGCAAGGAUCGCAAGAAGGUGGAAGAGGUUGAGCAGGAGAUCGAGGAUCAGCUAGCGCAGUACAAGCACUUCGUUGAGAACUUGAAGACGGAGCUGCAGUCACGCCGAGUCCUGUUGACCGUGCUAGAGCAAGCAGAGUCCUUCUAUAGCAAUCAGCGGAACGAAGUGAAGGUCGUAGUAAACGCCUAUCGCAAUUUUGGCAACCGGCUAAAGAGCAUGAAAAAGAAGUUGGACGAACUAACAACCAGCCUGCCGAGUCCGAUUCCGUCACCCGACAUUAACGCUCCCUCACCCGGGCCUUCCGAUCUCGACAUCAUUCUGCCGGAUGAGCAAGGUUACUUUCAGAUGCAUCAUCAGCGGCGCAGCUACAUGGACGGAGGCAGCUUACCGUUCGAUAUUAACGACUUUAACCGAAGCGAUUCGCCCUCAGUGAUGCACAGUGUUCAACCAAUUCAAGUGAUAAAUUCGCGUAAGGAAGAAUCGGAAGGGGUAAACGAAUUCCUGAAGUCUUUUUUCCCCGAUCCAUCAGGUUAUCAUGCGCCCUCUAGCGUACCACCGAGCGGUAUACCGGGUGGUGGAGGUGGCGGUACUGUUGGUGGGGGAAAUACUGUUCAGGGCGUCGGUGGUAUCGUUGCGCCACCACAGCCCCCACCAGGUAUCGUACCGCAUCCGGUGGGACCGUACGGGUCGGCCGGUAAUCCGUGGGCAACGUCGACACCGCACGGUCCCGGCGGCCGAUCGGGUAACGGCAAUUACCGCCAACCGUACAACCCGGGAGUCUUGUCCGAUUACGGCUCUCCGCAACCCGGUGUCGGACGGCAAUCGUCGGCCACUGCCCCAUUGUUGCCUCCCCCGAUGCCCCCCAUUAAUCUUGAUGCAUCCGAUGAGUACAACUCGACUUGGGACAUGCAAAUGUCAUGGGACGGAACGCAUGAUUCUUCCGGCUUUCAAAGUCUAGAGGCUCCCGUGUCUCCGUCUCAUUAUGAUCGUGGCAGUGUCGACAGAGGGUUGCAAGAUGUUGACCAUCGCCAGCUUCCCAACAGUCUCGGUGUGCCCCCCUUUCUGAAGGAUAAAGGUCGCCUUGCCGAUGUUGAUCACCGCAAUCUGAUCUCGCUUACUGGAUCGCCUGGAGGGCCGCUACCGAAAGGGAGGAAUGCGAGCAAUAUGGACAUAGAUGAGCAUGACAACUCGGCUAACCUGUCGGCAAGAAGUCAAGGGUCUGGUCAAAAUCGAAGAUCCGUUCCGCAGCCCGUACCUGCUCCCCUCGGGGAUACGGUUGAUAGCCGGAACACACUUUGGAUGGGAUGUCAAGACAGUACUUUUCCGACAGCAUCGAACGAUGUAGACCUGAGGCUACCCUCUUCGUCCGCGUUAACGAUCGUCCCGACAACGACAACAACGACACCCUCCAUUGCCCCAAAAGAGCCUGAGGGGGAAGAAUCGAAAGAUCUCGAUAUGCGAAUACAGUCGCUGGAGAAAGCAAUUGCGGCGCAGAUUGCUAACAGCGGCAACAACAGUACCGUACGGCUGGGUGGGGCCGAGACCGGUCAUGAAGAUGACGGGACUGAUAAUAGUGUACAGUCGGGGGACGAUGCGAACGGAAACACUGCUCUCGAUGGCGAUGAAGAGGGCGAUCUAAGCUUACCGACACUUCAAACGCCGGUUUCGCUACUAGAGAUCGAUGACUUUUUGCAAAACUUUGAGCGAGAAAGGUUUGACCUGACGAAACCGCCAGCCCUGCUGAUGAGCAACCAAACGGAAACGUCACAAUCACCGCCACCUACCUCAGAAAAAUCUGGCACCGGAGAUGAAAGCAGGAAGAACCCUACCGACAACACAGAAAGUGUUGAUAUGGACCUAUCGGAUGAAGAUGGCUGUGGGCCGACGCCCGAUGACCAAGCAACGCACGAGGCGCCUUCGUCUGCCCAACCAAGUGUAGACGAGGACAGCACCGAAACUACAUCACAGGAUGGGACGAUGGGAGGUGUACGGGAUGAUGCAGUCGGAGCAGGAUCUUCGAGUCAGCAUGGUGGAUCACCGAUGCAAAUGCUGGGGGGAACUACGGUGCCCGCAGCGUUGGCGAACAAUGGUACCGCUUGCGGGAGCGGUAACAGUACUCCAACGCAACCGAUCCAUCAGCAACGGCCACCGCUCUUACCGGAUCCACCGUUUGCGCCAACUGGACCGCAUCCGAAGUGGGAUCUUCCUCCGCCCAGUUUGAUGAGCCUUACCGGGCUUGGUGGUUUCAGCAGCGUACCACCGCCGCCGCCCCCUGGACUGAUCGGUAACAUUAAUCAACCGCCUCCCUCCACUAUGCCUCAGAUCUGGGCCGACCAGCCACCCCCGAUUUCGGGUGAUGCUCCGGGACUGUUCGGUUCUCCGAAUCGACCUCCUCCGCCGCUUCCGUUUGGCGGUGGCCAAAUGAAGGGCAACAAUUAUCGUGGUGGUGGAGGAGCUGUUGGCACACCACGUGGCCGCGGUGGCCUAGGUGGUCACAAUCGCGGUGGCGGCCAUUCGCCGUACUUUCGCGGUGGCGGCGUCGUCGGCGGAGCACUGCGGGGCAACCUUCACCAGGUCGGAUUGAUGAUGGGUGGUGCAGUCAGUGGCCCCUUUGUCACGGCGACCGGGUCAGGAGGUGGCAAUGGGAGUCCGAUGAUGCGCGGAGGCUACCGUGGUGGUAAUAAUAAUAAAUUUCGUGGCGGAGGCUCCAACAAUCGAUCCGGUUGGUAAAACAGAGAUCUGUCUGGUAACGGAUACGAUUAUAAUUUACUGUAAUUUGACUGUUGAGCCAUAUGCCAGGUGACGCGUUACAUAGCACAGUGAAGCAGGGUUUGCAGGGUGUAUGUGGGUGACGAAGUGGCAACAGCAACAAGUUCUGCGCGAUCAGCUGCGAUCCUUGUUCGUUGAUAGUUACAGUUACAAGAUGUGUAGCUACAAGAUUAGUGGAUGAGUGAAAAGGACCGGACUGACGUAACGGAAGCAAAAAGAGCAUCUUGGUUGGUUUUCACGAUAACGCUGCGUGUUCGUGGCUGAUUAAAGAAUGUAAAUAAUUAGAUAAUAAAAACGGGAGAAUAGAAAGAUGAUAUAGUCAAAGAAAUACACAAGCAACGUACCCCUUUGCCGAAUGAAAUAUAUUGAACAUACCGACCCCGUUUCUCAUCCCUGCAUAAUGUAGAACGUAUGUUUAUUGGUUACGAAAUAAUAAACAGGAAAUGUACUCUUGCGCCGUACGAUGUGUACCGGAAUACGAUGGAAGUAACGUGAACCAGGACCUACGAGUUCGAUAACAACUAGUGUUUAGGUUUAACAGCAGCUAAUACGAUUAAUGUAGAAAUUUAUGAUAAUGUCGUUCACAUUUUUGUUCUUAACGCGCCAAUACACACAUACACAUACACACAUAGGCGCGAACACACAUACAAACCGGAAAAGAAUCACUUCUUUAAGUAUGGUUAGGUACCGUUCUGUGUUGGUAUUUUAUUCUUGCAUCUAUUUUCUGCAUUGCGUUAAUCUUUUGCCAAUUGGCCAUCAUUCAUGAGUAUAACUUUGCGUGCUCUUUUAUAUUAUACAUAUUGCCCACUCUUGAGUACAGCUUGAGUGCACUGUAGUCAUGUGCUGCAUAUUUCCUUGUUCAUGGUGUUGGGUACAGCACAGCCCGGAAAGUAAAACUGACCGACCACAAUGCUCCAAGGCCGUGAGUCUGUUAGCAAUAAGAAAUAAUCUGGACGAAGCAGGACACGUGACCAGAGAACAAUCACAAUAAACAAGAAUGGCAGUGACGCUCCAAACUUUAAAAGC
Molecule: messenger RNA, 4605 nt
Organism: Anopheles bellator
Lineage: Eukaryota; Metazoa; Arthropoda; Insecta; Diptera; Culicidae
Exons: 8
Coding region: 1-3540 (1179 amino acids)
Biological process (GO): mRNA 3'-end processing
Cellular component (GO): RNA polymerase II, holoenzyme
Molecular function (GO): RNA polymerase II complex binding
Source: RefSeq, a predicted model, not a curated record